Messenger RNA from Morus notabilis, 3396 nucleotides. RefSeq names its product probably inactive leucine-rich repeat receptor-like protein kinase At3g28040. Gene Ontology annotation, biological process: protein phosphorylation. Gene Ontology annotation, molecular function: protein binding; ATP binding; protein kinase activity. Lineage: Eukaryota; Viridiplantae; Streptophyta; Magnoliopsida; Rosales; Moraceae. The record is from RefSeq and is a predicted model, not a curated record. The transcript has 2 exons. Bases 148 to 3306 code for a protein of 1052 amino acids.
CUCUCUCUCUCUCUCUCUCUCUCUCUCUCUCUCUCUCUCUCUCUCCCAUUCUUUCUUUCAUCCUUUUUUCAAAGCCAUAAAACGCACGCAAUACUCUCUAACAUCCUCUGCAUUAUGAUCUCGUGAGCUCAGUUUACAGUCAUAUUUAUGUCGUUUUCUCCUUUCAGACAUAAUCUAAAAGCUUUUAUUAAAACCCUGCUCGUACUAAUUCAAACCUUAAACACAGCCAUUUUGAUGACAGCAUUGUCAAUGACGAAGUAUCCCAGAUUUUUUUUGUGUUUAUUGCCAUUUCUUCUUCUUUUUCUUCAAGGCUGCAUUGGAGACAACACCAUUGCGGUUCAGCUCAACGACGAUGUUUUAGGCCUAAUUGUGUUCAAAUCAGACAUUCAAGACCCUUCCUCUCAUCUCUCUUCUUGGAAUGAAGAUGAUGACACCCCAUGUUCGUGGAAGUUCGUCCGAUGCAAUCCGGUCACCAACCGAGUAUCAGAGAUAUCCCUCGACAACUUGGGGUUAUCGGGAAGGAUCGGGAAAGGGCUCGAGAAGUUGCAGCAUCUGAAAGCAUUGUCCCUCUCAGGCAACAACUUCAGCGGUGAUGUUACUCCUGAGAAGCUUGCAUUGCCUACUAAUAGUCUUGAAAUACUCAAUCUUAGCCGAAAUAGGCUUUCAGGUCGAAUUCCAUCUUCUCUUGUGAAGAUGAGCUUGAUUAGAGUUCUUGAUCUUUCGGAGAAUUUGUUAUCAGGGCCUGUCCCUGAUAAUCUCUUUGAUAGUUGUUUUUCUCUACAUUCACUUUCUUUGGCAGGGAAUUCCCUUGAAGGGUCUAUUCCUAGUACAAUCUCUAGAUGUCUUUCUUUGAAUAAUUUUAACAUCUCCAACAACCGUUUCUCGGGAAACCUGGAUUUUGUUUCCGGCUUUUGGACAUUGGAAAGGAUUCGAACUCUAGACCUCUCGAGAAAUUUGCUUUCAGGGUCCAUUCCUCAAGGUAUAUCAUCCCUGCAUUACUUGAAAGAGUUUCUAGUACAAGGCAAUCACUUCUCUGAAACAUUACCUUCGGAUUUAGGCCUUUGUAUACACUUAGCGAGUAUUGAUUUCGGGGAUAAUCACUUCACCGGUGGUUUGUCCGAUUCGAUUCAGAGCCUUAACUCAUUGACUCGUUUCGGUUUAGCAAACAAUUUGUUGAGUGGUGAUUUUCCUCAUUGGAUUGGUGAAUUGAGAAAACUUGAGUACUUGGAUUUCUCUGGCAAUGGCUUCACAGGAAGCCUUCCAUCAACAAUGGGCGACAUGAAAUCGCUCAUUUUCUUGAGUUUGUCCAACAACAAGCUCAGUGGAAUUAUCCCAAGUUCUCUUGGUUACUGCACAAAGUUGUCUGUGAUCCAUUUGAGUGGCAACAGCUUCAAUGGGAGUAUUCCAGAGGACUUGUUUGAUCUAGCUUUGGAGGAAGCAGACCUUUCGAAGAACCAAAUAACAGGCUCAAUCCCAACAGGUUCGAGUAAACUAUUUGAAUCUCUCCAUGUUCUUGAUCUCUCAAGUAACAAAAUAAAGGGAACUAUACCAGCAGAAAUGGGGCUGUUCUCCAACUUGAAGUACCUGAAUUUGUCAUGGAACAAUCUUCAAUCAAGGAUUCCGCCAGAGUUCGGGUUGUUCAGGAAUCUAACUGUGCUAGAUCUCAGAAGCAGUGCCUUGUAUGGUUCUAUCCCAGGAGAUUUAUGCGAUUCGGGGAGUUUGGACAUUCUUCAGCUGGAUGGAAACUCGCUUACUGGUCAAAUUCCUGAGGAGAUUGGAAACUGCUCAUCUCUCUACUUGCUGAGCUUGUCCCACAACAAGUUAACAGGUCCUAUUCCGAAGUCAAUUUCAAAGAUCAGCAAACUCAAGAUACUAAAAAUGGAGUUCAACCAGCUAAGUGGAGAGAUUCCAAUGGAGCUUGGAAAGCUACAAUAUCUCCUUGCAGUUAAUGUGUCAUACAACAGGCUAAUUGGCAGGCUUCCUGUUAGGGGCAUAUUUCAGAGUCUAGACCAAAGUUCCUUGCAAGGAAACUUGGGAAUUUGCUCACCAUUGUUAAAGGGUCCAUGUAAAAUGAAUGUGUCUAAACCACUUGUUCUUGAUCCAAAUGCCUACAACACUCAAAUGGAUGGUGGUGAUCACAAGCACCAUUCUGAAUCCUCACCACUCACCGCGAAAUCCCACCACAAACUGUUCCUCAGCGUGUCUGCUAUCAUCGCGAUUUCAGCCGCUACUUUGAUUGUCAUUGGAGUUGUUAUUAUUAGUCUGCUCAACAUAUCUGCAAGGAAGAGGCUGGCAUUUGUGGAAGAAGCCUUGGAAAGCAUGUGCUCAAGCUCUUCUAGAUCAGGAGCUAGUGUAGCAGUAGGGAAGCUCAUUCUCUUUGAUUCGAGGUCAACGUUAGAAGGACUUGAAAAUCCUGUGUCUCUACUCAACAAGGCCAACGAGAUCGGUGAGGGAGUGUUUGGAACAGUUUACAAAGUCUCACUAGGAGCUGACCAUAAUCAUCAAGAAAGAACAGUGUUUGUAAUCAAGAAGCUUGUCACAUCAAACAUAACUCAGUACCCCGAAGAUUUCGAUAGGGAAGUGAGGAUUUUAGCGAAAGCAAAGCAUCCCAAUAUAGUAUCCUUAAAAGGGUAUUACUGGACUCCUCAAAUUCAGCUACUGGUGUUAGAAUAUGCACCAAAUGGAAGCCUGCAAUCCCGACUCCAUGAAAGGCAUCCUUCGAGCCAACCUCUUUCAUGGCCUCAGAGAUUCAAAAUCUUGCUUGGAACAGCGAAAGGACUUGCUCAUCUCCACCACUCAAUCCGUCCUCCAAUAGUCCACUACAACUUGAAACCGAGUAAUAUCCUUCUCGAUGAGAAUUUCAAUCCAAGGAUCUCAGAUUUCGGGCUUUCCAGGCUGCUGACGAAGCUCGACAAGCACGUUAUAAGCAACAGAUUUCAAAGUGCUCUAGGUUAUGUUGCACCAGAAAUGGCGUGCCAGAGCUUGAGAGUGAAUGAAAAGUGCGAUGUCUAUGGCUUCGGAGUCCUGAUUCUUGAGCUUGUUACUGGGAGAAGGCCAGUGGAAUAUGGAGAAGACAAUGUAGUGAUAUUGAGUGAUCAUGCCCGAGUUUUGCUUGAGGAAGGGAAUGUUUUGGAAUGUGUUGAUCAGAGCAUUGGAGAUUACCCGGAAGACGAGGUCUUGCCGGUUCUGAAACUGGCUCUGGUAUGUACCUCUCAGGUGCCUUCAAGCAGGCCUUCCAUGGCUGAAGUUGUUCAAAUCUUGCAUGUUAUCAAGACCCCAGUUCCACAGAGAUUGGAAGUGUUCUAGUCAAGCAUUUUGAAAUGCUGUUUCGUCACAUUUUUCUUUUUUCACUUUAUGAGAAAACUUGUUGAAAUUACUACCUUUUUUUUCACUUUA